AUGCCUGAACACGACUUGUUUUCUUGGACUGCAAUGCUUGCAGCAUAUGCCAAAUCUGGGUAUUUGCAGCAGGCAAAGAGAACUUUCGAUCAAAUGAAAGAGCGUGACAUUGUCUCAUGGAAUGCAAUGUUAACAGCAUACUCCAACUACCAGUUGUUAAAAGAGGCCAAGAAUACUUUUGAUAUGAUGCCAGAGCAUAAUAUCAUCUCCUGGAGUGCCAUGCUUAUUGUAUAUGCCCAAUCUGGUUAUCUAUUCGAGGCUAGAGAUAUCUUUGAUCGGAUGCCUGAACGUGACCUCGUGUCCUGGACGGUGAUGCUUGUAUCCUAUUCUGAGAAUCUCAAGCCUCACGAGGCAAAAUUUAUAUUUGACCAAAUGCCAGAGCAAGACGUGGUAUCUUGGACCGCGAUGCUUGCCGCAUAUACCCAUGCAAGGCAUGUAGAACAAGCUCGUCACAUCUUUGAUUCCAUGCGCGAGCGAAAUUUGAUCUCUUGGACGACGAUGCUCCUGGCUUGCACAAACGUUGGGAAUCUUGACCAAGCACAGGGAAUCUUUGAUUCUAUGCCGGAGAGAGACAUAGUAUCAUGGAAUGCACUUAUUGCGGCAUAUGCCGAGAGAGGGCAGCUUGAUCAUGCCAAGCGGCUCUUUAGUUCGAUGGCACGCUGGGAUCGCGUCUCGUGCACCGCCAUCCUCCGUGGCUUUGCGAUCUCCGGCGCAAUUGAGGAGGCCAAGGUGGCGUUUGAUUCCAUGCAAGAGAAGGAUCUAGUAGCGUGGAACUCGAUGCUUUUGGCAUAUGCCCGGAACAAUCACCUAGGCGAGGCGGAGGCCUUCUUCUUGGUGAUGCCCGACCGCGACGUCGUCUCGUGGACGGUCAUGAUCUCCGCCUACGCCAUCAACGGCCAGCCCGCGUCAGCCAGGCGCGUGUUUGAUUCCAUGCCCGAGCAGGACCCCGUGACGCAGACUGCGAUGCUCUCAGUACUUGCCCAGAAUGGCCAUAUGGAAGAUGCUCACAGGAUCUUUCAGGGCAUGGGCGACGGGCACAACCUCGUGGCGUGGAACGCGAUGCUCGACGGCUACGCCCGGGCCGGCGCCGCGCUGCAAGCCCUAGAGCUAUUCCACGAGAUGAAAGCGUUCGAUCUUCAGGAUGGGGGAUCGUUCGUGAGCGCGCUCACGGGAUGCGCGCAUUUGGGGGAUUUGUGCAGGGGAUUGAGCUAUUUCGCGUCGAUGGUGGUCGAUUUCAGCCUGGAUCCCAAGAGCCAACACUACUGCUGCGUGGUGGAUCUCCUGGCGCGCGCCGGGCACGUUGAGGAUGCCGAGGAUCUCGUCGAGAACAUGCCCUUCGUCCCCUAG
Messenger RNA from Selaginella moellendorffii, 1347 nucleotides. Its product is annotated as pentatricopeptide repeat-containing protein At4g02750-like. NCBI's taxonomy places the organism in Eukaryota, Viridiplantae, Streptophyta, Lycopodiopsida, Selaginellales, Selaginellaceae. Gene Ontology annotation, molecular function: protein binding; RNA binding. The record is from RefSeq and is a predicted model, not a curated record. Gene Ontology annotation, biological process: RNA modification. The transcript has a single exon. The coding region runs from base 1 to 1347 and encodes 448 amino acids.